UUCUGUCGCGCCCAAUUACCUACUUCAUUGUUUUCUUAUUUCAAUUUUCAAAUUCAAAUCCGGAGUAAGUUCCAUGUCUCUGACAUCCUCCGCCACCAUCUCACCACCGUGGGCAGUCCUUGCUCUUGUUGCUCACCACCUUGACCCCAGAACCCUAGCCAUAGCCUCCUGUGUAUGCAAGUCAUGGACCAUUUCCAUGUCCUCAGACCUCCUCUGGAAACCCUUGUGCAACAACCAUUUCCCUUCCCUGUCCGACAUCCACUUCACCGACUUCACUGUCCCGUACCACCGUCUCUACGCCAUUGGCCACACUGCCGCCAGGCGCCGCCUCCAGACCCCCCGCAAGCCACUGCUUUCCCUUGACAGCCUCAUCUUCGCCAUCAACAUCCGCACCAGAACUUCUCACAUCGUGAGUCUGGAGAAACCUGGCGAAGAACUACAAGUCGUUCCUGGCGGGGUGUUCAAGUUCGAUAUCGAUGUGAACUACGAGAGUCCCGCGUCGAUGUUCGAUGAUUUGGGGGACGUGAAAAUCACGUGGAAUGUAAUACUGAGAGGGUGGAGAGGGAUAUUUACGAUGAUGGAUUGCGAGGGGAAGGUGAGCUUUUCUCCAGGGGCAGAAGGGUGGUUCUCGGAGGAGCUACCGUCGCCGGGGUGUUGCUCAAGUGAGGUGGCGAGCGGCAUGGUGGCGGAUGUGAAGUUGGGUUUUUGUGGGAGGAGAUCGGAGAGCGGUGGUGGCAGGAAGGUUAGGGCGGAGAAGGUGAGUGUGGGGAUUCUGAGUAUAGUAAAUUGGAGGUACGUAAAUAUGGACGAUGGUCUAAGGUAUCUGCAGCAUUUUCUUGUUCCUUCUGAUGUGUAAAGCAUUUGGAACGACACGGUCGCUCCAGACCCUUCUUGUGGGGCUUUGUUCUUAUUAACAUGGAUGCAUGGAUCGAAUUUAUAAGCA
Juglans microcarpa x Juglans regia is the source of this 943-nucleotide messenger RNA. RefSeq names its product probable F-box protein At5g04010. The transcript has a single exon. The record is from RefSeq and is a predicted model, not a curated record. Gene Ontology annotation, molecular function: protein binding. The coding region runs from base 74 to 856 and encodes 260 amino acids. Gene Ontology annotation, biological process: gibberellic acid mediated signaling pathway; SCF-dependent proteasomal ubiquitin-dependent protein catabolic process. Lineage: Eukaryota; Viridiplantae; Streptophyta; Magnoliopsida; Fagales; Juglandaceae. Gene Ontology annotation, cellular component: SCF ubiquitin ligase complex.